Messenger RNA from Ogataea philodendri, 2526 nucleotides. RefSeq lists its product as uncharacterized. Gene Ontology annotation, molecular function: oligopeptide transmembrane transporter activity. The transcript has a single exon. Gene Ontology annotation, biological process: transmembrane transport. The record is from RefSeq and is a predicted model, not a curated record. The coding region runs from base 1 to 2526 and encodes 841 amino acids. NCBI's taxonomy places the organism in Eukaryota, Fungi, Ascomycota, Pichiomycetes, Pichiales, Pichiaceae.
AUGACUGACGUUGAGGAAAAGAAAGACUUGUUUGAGUCUACAGACCAUCUGGCUGACUACUCAAAGUACAAGCAUGUGCUAUAUGACAAGCUGGGCCACUCAGACGUUAUUGCUGCAGACGCCACGUUAAAAGACGUGGAGUAUCUGUAUGACAAAGCAAUUGAAAUGCCGAUAGAUGAGGCGCUCCAAAUCAUGAGCCGGGUGCUCAAGGAUCAUGACGAUGAUCCAAACUUCCCGUAUGAAGACUACGAGCUGAUCAAGAAGUUGAUCAAGGGUCACGAGGAGUCUGGAUUCAGUUUUAAGGACUGGGAAUUCCAAGCCAAGAUGUACGCAACUUUAAAUGAGUAUCAUUCUCCGUACCCCGAAGUCCGCGCCAUUUCAUCACCUUUGGACGAUCCCUCCAUCCCAUGUGAGACCAUCCGAGCCUAUUUCCUCGGGUUCGUCUGGUGUAUAGUCGGUACUGGUGUGAACGAGAUUUUCUCGAGACGGCAACCAUCUCUGUACAUCUCGUCAUCUGUUUGUCAGAUGCUCAUGUACCCCAGUGGACUGGCUCUGCAAACGAUCCUGCCAGAUUGGGGGUUCACUCUGUUUGGCACCAGACACUCGCUUAACCCUGGUCCUUGGACUUAUAAGGAGCAGAUGUUUGCAACGGUGAUGUUCGACAUCGCUAUUGGCGGAAUGUACGUGGGAUCCAACUUCUACGUUGAGAAGCUGGACAUUUUCUAUGGAAACAAGUGGAUCACCAUCGGCUACCAAAUUCUCAUUUCUCUAGCUACUCAGCUGUUUGGAUUUGGGUUUGCCGGCUUGCUGCGUAAGAUUGUCAUUUACCCAAUUAGAGCAGUUUGGCCAACUGUGCUACCAACUUUGGCAUUGAACCAGGCUCUGUUGAAAAGAGAGAAAAAGGAGAGCAUCCACGGUUGGACGAUUACCAGAUACAAGUUUUUCCUGAUCGUCUUCUCUUGCUCCUUCCUGUACAUGUGGGUUCCAGAUUACCUAUUCCAGGCCCUUUCUUACUUCAACUGGAUGACUUGGAUCAAGCCAGACAACUUCAAUCUUGCCGUCGUCACCGGUUCCAUCGCCGGGUUGGGACUUAAUCCAAUCGCUUCCUGGGAUUGGAACAUCAUCGGUUACUGGCUACCACUUGCAUUUCCCUUCUAUACCUAUCUCAACAUGAUGAUCGGUAUGUUCAUCGGGUUCUUUGUCAUCAUUGGACUAUACUACAGCAACUACAAGUGGACUGCAUACAUGCCCAUCAACGACAACAACAUCUACGCAAACACGGGUGAGGUCUACAACGUUUCCAGUGUUCUAACCAACGGUAAGUUGGACGAGGCAAAGUACGAGCUCUACGGACCGCCAUAUCUGUCUGCCGGUAUGCUUGUCAACUGGGGAGCCAACUGCGCUCUGUACGCUUUUUUGAUUCCAUAUGUGCUCUACUCUGAGCGUAAGGGUUUGUUGAAAUCCUUGAGAUCCAUCUGGAACGACAUCACGUCGCUCAAACACGUCAGUCUGAACGAUCCUCACUCGCGUCUGAUGUCCAAGUACAAGGAAGUUCCGCAAUGGAUGUUUGUUGUUGUCAUGCUUAUGGCUCUGGUGUUUGCUAUCGUUUGUGUGGAGGUGUACCCUGCUAACACUCCGGUUUGGGGUAUUUUCCUUGUUCUUGCCAUCAAUGUGGUGUUUGUUAUGCCCCUAUGUGUUAUCUACGCCGUUACUGGUUAUUACUUCACGUUGCAAGUUUUUGUCGAGUUGAUUGUUGGAUACGCUAUCCCCGGUAACGGAGACGCCCUGAUGUUCCUGCAAGCACUUGGAUACAACAUCACUGGACAAGCCCAGCAGUAUAUCUACGACCAGAAGAUUGCUCACUACGCCAAAGUGCCUCCAAGGGCCGUUUUCCGUGGCCAGUUCAUUGGUACCAUCUUCCAGAUCAUCAUUUCUCUGGUUGUGAUCAAUUGGGAAAUCAACCACGUUGAGGGAAUCUGCACAGACGACCAGCCAAACAACUUCUCGUGUCCAAGUGAGACGUCCUACUACUCGUCUUCCGUGUUCUGGGGAGUUAUUGGUCCAAAGAGAGUGUUCAACAAACUGUAUCCCGUGCUACCAUGGUGUUUCCUGAUUGGUUUCGGAAUUGCUCUCAUCUGUUUGGUGAUCAGAAAGUACUACCACAGACAGACACAAUGGUUCCAGCCAGCAGUGAUCAUUGGAGGCUUCCUCAACUACGCACCUUACAACCUUUCCUACUUUUUGCCAGGCCUUUACGUUUGCUACGCAUUUAAUCACGUGGUCAAAAAAAGAUACCAAGCAUGGUGGGAAAAGUACAAUUAUAUCUUGGCAUCCGCUUUGGAUGCGGGAGUUGCAUUUGGCGGCAUCAUCAUCUUCUUUGCCGUCCAGUACCAUGAAAAGGAUAUCAACUGGUGGGGAAAUCUUGUUUCAUACUCAGGUACGGACGGUGGACUGGGCCAAACCAGUCUAAAGGACCCAACCACCGCUCCGGAUGGCUACUUUGGAAUCAGAAUGGACGGUUCAUAG